Messenger RNA from Calliphora vicina (urban bluebottle blowfly), 478 nucleotides. RefSeq names its product NADH dehydrogenase (ubiquinone) B8 subunit (gene ND-B8). Bases 86 to 373 code for a protein of 95 amino acids. The transcript is spliced from 3 exons. NCBI's taxonomy places the organism in Eukaryota, Metazoa, Arthropoda, Insecta, Diptera, Calliphoridae. The record is from RefSeq and is a predicted model, not a curated record.
UAAUUUUUUUGUUGUUUUUAAUCCGAAGAGGGCAACGCAUUCCGUAUUCCUGUGCUGUAGUUUUUCCACAUAAAAAUUAAGCAAAAUGCGUGUUGCAAUUACAAGAUUCACAAAAAUGAGUCCUAAAUUAAAGGAACUCCGCAUUCACUUGUGUCAAACCGGUGAAGCUUCUAAAGGUGCCAGAGAAUAUGUGGAGCGUUUCUAUCCCAAUUUGAAAAAGGAUAAUCCCGAAUUGCCCAUUUUGGUUAGAGAAUGUUCAGGAGUACAACCCCGUUUGUGGGCACGUUAUGGUUUGGGCAAAGAAACCUCGGUACCAUUGACAAAUCAAUCUGCCCAGGAUAUUCAAAAACAAGUCGAAGCUGUUGGUAAAUAAAUUAUGGUAGUACGCAUUCAAAAUUUUAGUAGCAACUUUAUUUAAAUAAGCCAAUGAUUGUGGAAGAAAUAAAAUGAAAAAAUAAAUUUAAUGGUCAAAUUAAAA